This is a messenger RNA of Piliocolobus tephrosceles (Ugandan red Colobus), 2742 nucleotides long. It is a transcript of the gene FCN1, whose product is annotated as ficolin 1. The record is from RefSeq and is a predicted model, not a curated record. Gene Ontology annotation, biological process: complement activation, lectin pathway. Bases 126 to 1151 code for a protein of 341 amino acids. The transcript is spliced from 9 exons. Gene Ontology annotation, molecular function: antigen binding; carbohydrate derivative binding; signaling receptor binding. NCBI's taxonomy places the organism in Eukaryota, Metazoa, Chordata, Mammalia, Primates, Cercopithecidae.
GCAAUGAAGCAGCCCAUAGGAAGUGGGUGCCCCCAGGGAGUUGAGAAACUGUGACACAAGGUGAGAGCUGGCUUCCUCUGCCCCAUUAGAGCUGGGAGACUCUUCGGAGUCAAAGGCCAGAGAGCAUGGAGCUGAGUGGAGCCACCAUGGCCCGGGGGCUUGCUGUCCUACUAGUCUUGUUCCUGCGUAUCAAGGACCUGCCUGCCCAGUCUGCUGAUACCUGUCCAGAGGUGAAGGUGGUGGGCCUGGAGGGCUCUGACAAGCUCACCAUUCUCCGAGGCUGCCCGGGGCUGCCCGGAGCCCCAGGGCCAAAGGGAGAGGCAGGCGCCAAUGGAAAGAAUGGAGAACGCGGUGUCCCUGGAGCCCCUGGAAAGGCGGGACCAGUGGGACCCAAAGGAGACCGAGGAGAGAAGGGGAUGCGUGGAGAGAAAGGAGACGCUGGGCAGUCUCAGUCUUGUGCGACAGGUCCACGCACCUGCAAGGACCUACUAGACCGAGGGCACUUCCUGAGCGGCUGGUACACCAUCUACCUGACCAACUGCCAGCCGCUGGCUGUGCUCUGUGACAUGGACACGGACGGAGGGGGCUGGACCGUUUUCCAGCGGAGGAUGGAUGGCUCUGUAGACUUCUACCGGGACUGGGCCGCGUACAAGCAGGGCUUUGGCAGUCGGCUGGGGGAGUUCUGGCUGGGGAACGACAACAUCCACGCGCUGACCGCCCAGGGUAGGGCCACUGCUGGAGCUCAGGGAUCGGGGGGCCCUGAGGUGCCCCUGCCCCUUAGGCCUAGGCCACCAGGAACAUUUGAGGGCAAUCGCCAGUUUGCUAAGUACAGAUCAUUCAAGGUGGCCGGCGAGGCGGAGAAGUACAAGCUAGUACUGGGAGGCUUUGUUGAGGGCAGUGCGGGUAACGCUCUAGGGGCCCAAAACAACCACUUCUUCUCCACCAAAGACCAAGACAAUGAUGUGAGUUCUUCGAAUUGUGCUGUGAAGUUCCAGGGAGCCUGGUGGUACGCUGACUGUCAUGCUUCAAAUCUGAAUGGUCUCUACCUCAGAGGACCCCAUGAGAGCUAUGCCAACGGCAUCAACUGGAGUACGGCAAAGGGGUACAACUAUAGCUACAAGGUAUCGGAGAUGAAGGUGCGGCCCGCCUAGCUGGGCCAGGACCCCUCCACACGCACCUGCUGGUGGGGAGGCCACACCCACAAGCGCUGCGGCAUGGAAGUUACCCCGUUUCCCCAGCCAGACGCACUCCCACGACGCCCACAGCUGCCCCCUUUGCCCCCAGCCCGGUCAAUCUGCCACAUGCCCACAACCUCACCAGAGGGAGAAUUAUGCUUCUAAAUAUGUUUGCUUUGGGACAGACAUGUUUUUGCAGUUUCCGUAUGUGUUUCUUGAACACCAGUGGUUUUGAUCACUUUCCUGCAUCUGUUGCACGGCAGGUGUUUCACUGGAAUUUGCUAAGUCAGGAAGAGUCAGGACCCUCAUUUAGCAGAUGGCAUUACUGAUGUUCAGGGAGGAUGAGUGACUUUUGCAAGGAUUUUCCACCUCCAGUAAUUGACACAGGGCGAUCCUCAUCUCCCUCCCCAGGCCUCCCCCGUUCCCCCAGGCCUCACUCACAGCACUUCACACUCCUUGAGAAAAGUCACUUUGGGGUCCAGAAAACACGUAUUAAAAAGGGGGAAGUUUAGUAGGAACUUUUCUGCUUCCCACCACGGCAGAGUUCAUGCUUUGGACCGGCUGGCUGCUGAGAAGAGAUAAACACUUAGCACUCACCCCCAGGAAGACAGCGCCUGGUCAGCCACCUGCACAGAGAAGAUUCCGAAGAGGCCUUCCUCCCACACACAGACCUCAGCUAGGGGGGACCGCGGACCUCAGAGGGAAAUACUGCACAAGGCUGCUAGGAGAUGAUGGAGAAGGGGCUUCUCCAGCUCCCAGGCCCGGGAGAUUUCUCAGCCAUGACUUAAGAGGCAUCAAAGGGAAAGUGGCAAGUGUGACCCCAUUCCAAUCAAGAGCUCCCACUUACCAAAGGACACUAAGAGAACCAAAGGAAGGCCAGAGGGGCAGAAUCGCUGAGUGGCACACACAUCUUUAGUUUUCCACUACUGCCACAACCAGUCACCACAAAUGGAGUGGCUUGAAACAACAGGAACUCGUCACCUCCUGGCUCAGUAGGUCUGGAGUCCCAGGGCCUUACUAGGCCAGCAAGAAAGACUCAGCAGUGGCAGGUCCUUCCAGGGUUCUAGGGGACAACCUGCUUCCUUGCCUUUUCCAGCCCCAGGGGUCACUGGCAUUCAUUGGCUGGGACUCCUUCCCCCAACCCCAAAGCCAGCGGCACCACAUGUCUCUGACCCUUUGUGCUUUGUCACCUCUACCCCCGAGCCCCACGAGACAGUCUCUCCACUCCUGAGACUCACGGGAUUAGAGUAGGCCUACCUGGAUAAUCUAGGAUCCUCUCCCAUGUCCAGAUCUCUAUCCCCAACCACAUCAGCGAAGUCUCUUUUGCCAUAGAAGGCAUUUGCAGGCUCUCAGUUUGUGUGUAUUAGGGCAGGACAUCUUUGGCUGAGCAGUGGUGGGGGCGGGGAAUUAUUCUGCCUACCAGGCCCUAUACAAAAAUAAAUAUAUCACAGGUUUCUAUCUGAAAGGAUUCCUGCAAAUAAUAAAAGAAUUAGAGCAGCUCAGUUAAAAAAAAAAAAAAAGGUAUGAGACGUGAAGAGACACUUCACAGAAGAUGACAUGCAGAGGA